GGUCGAGGAAGUGGCUCCGUGACGUCAUCGCCUCAGCGUGUCAGCGUGCACCGAGCUGAUGAGAGCUGCUGUUCAUCGGUUUUAUUUCACAUCGCAAUAACUCCAUCACCAAUCCAGACAAAUCAUGGCGCAAGGGCUGAAAGACCGCUUCGAGAGGUUCCUUAGUGAGAAAAACCUGAUGACGGACGUGCUGGCGAAGAUCGAGGCGAGGACCGGGGUGAAAAGGUCCUACAUCGCGUGCGGUGUCACCUUAACCUCAUCAUUCUAUCUGGUGAUCGGAUACGGCGCUUCUCUGCUCUGUAACCUCAUCGGAUUCGUCUAUCCUGCGUACAUAUCAAUCAAAGCCAUUGAGAGCGCAACCAAAGAGGACGACACCAAAUGGCUGACCUACUGGGUGGUUUACGGCGUGUUCAGCAUCGCCGAGUUCUUCGCUGACAUUUUCCUCUCCUGGUUCCCCUUCUACUUCCUGGGAAAGUGUGCUUUCUUGGUUUGGUGCAUGGCUCCCACUCAAUCAAACGGCUCUGUUCUGAUCUACACAAGAAUCAUCCUGCCCUUCUUCCUAAAGAAUGAAGCCAAGAUCGACAAUGUGAUGAAAGACAUCACGGAUAAAGCGUCAGAGGCGGCAGACAAGUUUAAAGAUGAAGCCAAGAAAGCCACUGCCAACCUUAUAUUUGAGGAGAAAAAGAGCCACUAAAAUCCGAAGCUAUUUCAACUGCCUCAUCA
Cyprinus carpio (common carp) is the source of this 723-nucleotide messenger RNA. Its product is annotated as receptor accessory protein 5. The record is from RefSeq and is a predicted model, not a curated record. Bases 125 to 694 code for a protein of 189 amino acids. The transcript has 5 exons. NCBI's taxonomy places the organism in Eukaryota, Metazoa, Chordata, Actinopteri, Cypriniformes, Cyprinidae.